Messenger RNA from Carya illinoinensis, 1186 nucleotides. RefSeq lists its product as uncharacterized. Lineage: Eukaryota; Viridiplantae; Streptophyta; Magnoliopsida; Fagales; Juglandaceae. The transcript is spliced from 2 exons. The coding region runs from base 484 to 864 and encodes 126 amino acids. The record is from RefSeq and is a predicted model, not a curated record.
UAAUCUGCUUCCCAAUUCCAGAUGAACAGUGAUGCUCUCCAUUUCAAGCAAAAUAGAUAGUAUCUGUUUAAUUGUUGUAAAACACGAGACAUUUAAUUUUAGGGCUGUGCAUAAAGGGCCUUGGGCCCGAUCCAGCCGACUAACCGAUCCGUCCAAUCCGAGCAAAAACGGGUUCAUCGGGUCAAGAGAUAUUAGCGGGUUGUUCUUCAUCGAAACCGUCGAACCCGUUUCCUUCACGCCACUACCCGUAGAAAUCGUAGCCAGUGGCAUUCUUCGUCGUCGUAGACUUUCUGUCACUGCUCCUUUGGCCAGAAAAAGACACAUGCAUACCCUGAAGAGACCCAUCUCACUGCUCGCACGAUCUCCAUUUUUUUCUCCUGCAACGGCUUCAUCGUCUACGAUCUAGUGACCCACUUGGCGAGGGCUAAUCAUCGAGGCAGUGAUGAGGGCCAAUGUAAGAGAUUUUUCCAGUCGGUGUCCCCGAUGGCAAAAGAUUUGCCCAGAAGGAUGCUCUACAAGGACAAGUCUAGAAGCUUCUUGGCGGAGCAAGUUUUGAAAACAGAUCGGAGACAAAAUCCAAAACAUGGGUCAUUCUCAGAAAUCAGAAGCAGAGAGAAAAAAAAAUCCGAUCAUGCGAAGCACUCGCUUCAAUGUCAGAUCAAACCAACAAGAUCCCGGUUCCACCCAAAGCUUCUACUUCCUCCUGAGGUGAAGGUCGUCGACGAUCUCAAGGUGUACCUGCAGAGGCAGCGUGAGUUUGGGAGGGAAGGAGUAGGAGGAAGAGGAAAAGGGGGGACGGACGAUGUGCAAGAGGCAGAGUUUGUAAAGCGUGGGUCUGCAACUCAAAUUAUGAAGAUGAAAUGAUCGAAAGCAAGAAGAACGGGUUCGACCCGACCCGAAAAUUCACGGGUCGAAUCGGAUCUAGUUGAUGCUGACGCACCUGCGGGUCGGAUCGGAUCAUGCCCAAAUCUGGUCGGAUCGGGUCACUGUGCAGGCCUAUUUAAUUUGAUAAUCUAGCUGAUCAACGGUCAACAGAAUGCGAAAUGAUCAAAAUACUUUACACUUUAUUCUAAUUCAAUAGCAUCCGUUGAAAAUUCCUUUGGCUAGCUAUAUAACUUGUUGACAUGUCUAUGAUGUCUAGUACUACUGCAUAUAUGGGUGAAAAGAUCCACCAUUUUAUCACUAA